Candidula unifasciata is the source of this 912-nucleotide messenger RNA. NCBI's taxonomy places the organism in Eukaryota, Metazoa, Mollusca, Gastropoda, Stylommatophora, Geomitridae. The record is from the annotation of a GenBank genome assembly.
AUGGAGGAUAAACCAAUGGCAGACAUUUUGAAAUUGUUUCAGAGAGAGACUUAUGGUUUCCCCCAUGACAAGGUCAUCCUUGAUGAAGAUGGCAACACUCUACAGGUUGGGGUCCUGGAUGGACGACUCGUGCCCCCGUUUGGCGAGAAAAGUUUUCGGAAAAUUCGAGACAUGGCCAUCAGAGAUGACGAUAUCAUCCUUGUGGGAUACCCUAAAACAGGUUGUCACUGGACCUGGGAGGUCCUGUCGAUGAUUGUGGCUGGCAAAGCCGGACACUCGGUGAUGGGCAAGAAUGUUUGUUUCAUGGAGGUGGCCCCGCUGGACUUGCUUGACCAGGUUCCAUCUAGACGGAUCCUCAAUACUCAUGUCUGGUUUGAUUACUUCCCUAAACAGGUAACGGAGAAGAAAACAAAGAUUGUGUUCACAGUGAGAAAUCCAAAAGAUACAGCAGUUUCGUAUUACAAUCAUCACAUUUCGUUGUUCCAAGGACAAAGAUACAAUGGACCAUUCAAUAAAUGGUUUCCACUUUUUAUGGAAGGCCAAUUGGACUAUGGUUCCUAUUUUGACUAUCAUCAAGAAUGGGAUCAAGUUAUCAAAAACAACCCAGGCUUGCCAAUCUUGAUUGUUUCAUACGAAGAUAUGAAAGAGGACCUGCCCCGGGAGAUCAGAAAACUGGCAGAGUUCGUUGGCUCAACUUUGAGCGACCAGCAGGUAGAGGAGAUUGCCCAGGCUGCAGGAUUUGAGACCAUGAAGAAAGCUCUGGAAGCCAGCGUCUCGCACAGAUUGCUGAGAAAAGGUCAGGUGGGAGACUGGAAGAACUGGCUGACCGUUGCCCAGAGUGAGAUGGUGGACGCCGCCGUUGAGGAGAAAUUGAAAGGCACACGGUUUGCCUCACCAAGAUAUACUAUAUAA